Messenger RNA from Capsaspora owczarzaki ATCC 30864, 4588 nucleotides. RefSeq lists its product as hypothetical. Bases 429 to 4127 code for a protein of 1232 amino acids. NCBI's taxonomy places the organism in Eukaryota, Filasterea, Ministeriida, Capsasporidae. The record is from RefSeq and is a predicted model, not a curated record. Gene Ontology annotation, biological process: regulation of DNA-templated transcription. The transcript has 3 exons.
CUGCCCCUCACCCGAGUCCACCGUCAUCUGCUCCAUCCAACGUGCCUGGCUCGCCAGGGCGGCAUGGAACCAAGCCGCGCUCGGCCAGUGCAUCCGAGCAGCCCGCACCCAGCCUUCCCAGCGCGCGGUCCACCGCGAACAAGCGACACUCGGAUUUGGCAGAGCACCCUCGACUUCCGAUCGUCUCCAUUCGGGCACCGUCCGAAGCCUUGUUGGAGAGUGUCAAUGUGCCCCCUUCGUUGCACAAUUACAGUGACCACGCUCUUGCUGUCCGUCCGGCCGAGUCGAGUCCUGGCCAGCGAUACCGCCGCAACAGCUCCGACUCUGGCUCUGCACCUCGACGGGCUGUGACGGCAACGUCCUCGUCUUCCUCAACCAAUGCUUCGUCGCUUGUAUCUGGAGUCAACUCACGGCACCCUUCGUCAGGAAUGGUGCAGUUUGUGCGUCCCGCACAGAUCGAGCAGGCGACUCUCCACGCCAAACUCGUGGCUGGUGACGAGCUGCACUCGUUUUCGUUUGCGUCCAUCUCUUCCUUCCGCGCGCGUACCUUCUCCAGUAGCGGCCAGCAGCAAGUGCUUUUGCCUGUUGCUCCGCCAUCGGCCCCUCCUCAGCUUGGCUCUGGUCCGAGGUACAAUGUGGCUCUCGACACUUCGUCGUCCUCCGACUCGACCGCUCCUUCUGUGGCCGUCAACACGUCUCGCUCAUCAGGCACAUCGAUUCCGUCGUUUGAAAUGUUCGCCUCCACCUUCUCCGAGCGCGAGCAGCAGUCGCUCAUGGGCGCGUCCAGCCCGUUUGUGCUCGGUCGCAGCUCCCGCGCUGGCUCCCGACCUUCUUCUCGACCUGCGAGCUUUAGCCUGGUGGAAACAGGCGGGGCCUCGACCGCCGAUGGCGCUGCCCAGGUUCGCCAGCUGCAUCGCGUUUCGUCCGCCCUUUUGAACUCGCCGCUCGCUGGCGUGAGUAACACCGGCAGCUCCGGGGCUGGCGCAUCUGCAACCUCCCUGCCAGCCAUCACUCACAGUCAAGGCGGUAAGGUCAUCAUCAUGAUGGACAGCCAGACCGUGAUUGUGAUGGCAAAUGAUCGCGCCUGCAAGCUCUUUGGCUACGGCCGCCGGCAGUUUAUUGGCCAACCUCUUGUCUCGAUGCUUGCCUCAACCGAAAGCGCGCGUUUCAACAAGCUGGUCGCCAAGGCAGAAUCCCAUAGAUUGGAUAUCAUUUCGAGUGGCAAGGUACUGGACGCGGUAGAUGCGCAAGGCAAAGUGUUCCCAGUGUCCUUGUGGAUGAAGCGCGUCGAAGCAACGGGCCAAAAGGCACGGUUUGUGGCCGUGCUCGAGCCGGUUGAGCGCAUCACGGCGACUGCCGUCCUCGAUUACCGUGGGCGGUUUAUCUCGGCCGACCAGCAGUUCCUCUCGAUUUUUGGCAGUCCCUUGGAGGAGCUGGCCGCCAUGCAUGCUGACAGCCUCAUCCCGCAGCUCGCCUUCCCUCUCCCUUCCAUGCUGCCCCCGGAUGUGAUCUUCCCUCUCGGAUCGCCGUCCGCUCACUCGUUGAGCGGGUCGCAGGUUGGCUUGUCUUCGCGCUCGAGCUCAGUCUCCACCAUCCCUAUUCUCUCCGCCGCAUCCAGCCACACGCAAUUGAACGAAGUGCAUCUGACUCCUCCCCGUCACUCGCGCCUCCAAGAAGGAUCUGCUUUGCUCGCACAGGACGACGCCAUUGAGUCUGCCAGCGUGCCGCUCACACCGCUCACCCCGUUGCCUGCCGCGACUGCCGACCCACUGUCCACCACCGCGUCCAAUUCUCCCGCGCCGUCGUCCCCUGCACCGCUCAAGACAAAGUUUGACGCCAUGGAAGAUCUUUCGAGUAUCAGCCCCGUCAGCAGCCCAAAGCCCAAGGGAGGCUUGCUCCGAGGUUCAAAAUCCGCCUCUCAGCCCUCCUUGAUGGCGGUGCACGCUCAGGCAUCAGCUGAGGCGCUGCUCAAAAGCACUCAGGCUGCAGCCACUCCACCAGCUGCGGACUCGGCAGCGAGCAGCGGAGCGUCUUCAACGGCAUCCCUGCCACCUACGGGGGCGGCGGCGGCAGGCAGCGAUCGCCAGGCUACUACUGCUGCGCCUCGCCAAGUGUCUCGCCAGUCCAGCUCGUCCCAGCUUUCGCGCCGCUUGCAUCAGGAACCUUCUGCGAGCAACGAUUCCGAGGCAACCAGCACUUCGCUCUCCUCUUCUGUCGAAUCCAAUUCUGGAGUUACUCCGGCAAUGCGCAAGUAUCUCGAGUCUCGCGCCUCGAUGGAAUCGCUCGACAUUCCAGCCUCGUUUGUCAAGUCGGUCGAAUUUUCGUCCAGCGGCUCGUCGGGGAUGCCCGAGUCGUCGUUUACCUCUGCGGCACUGACCCACUUGCUUGCAGAGGGCGCGACCACGAAAGGCCCGGACGGCAAGCCAUCGGACACCACAUCCGACGCCACUUCUGGCGCACGCACGACGGGCGCCUUGCAGCAGCAACCACAGCAGCCAACUCUCAGGAAGAUGAUGAAGCAUAGUCCCGGCGCGUCGUCGGGUGAAAAGUUGCUGCACUCGAGUGCGCCAACCCUACCAACUCCCGUUCCGGAAGUGCAUUUGCCCGACCUGCCUCCCACGCUCGACUAUGAAGCCCGCACCUUCCACAGCGCCGAGCUCGGCAAGCGCCAGCACAUUGCUGCAUACACCCGAGAUGGCACUGUCUUCCCUCUGAUGGCCACGAUCGGUCUCGACCCCGGCGCCUUCCAGCUCCAGGACGCCUUGCUGGACGACCCGAGCGGCGUCGGACCGACUGGCACGCUGACGGCAUCCAGCUUGCAGAAAAUGUGGGAGCCCCACCCAUUCUUUACCCUCACCGUGAAUGUUUUCACCAACCUCAGCGGUAUGGUGUGUUUCGAUGCCUUUGGAACCAUCCAGUCGUGCAAUCACAUGUUUGUGCGACUCAUGUUUGGCUACUCGCGCGCCGAGCUCGUUGGCAAGCCCCUGAGCGUGCUCAUGCCUGAUUUGGUGUACUCGCUUACGCCAUUGAACGAUCUUUCUGGUCGCUCCCAGACUGCACCGACACCAUCCAGCGCGGCGCAGCACGCAGCAGGCCCGGACUCGGACGAUUCGCACUCUGCUUCCUCCCAAACAAGCUCCAUUCGGCGAUCCGGUCGCGGCCCAUCGCAGUCUGCACGAACUUCCGAGAUUGAUAUGGAGAGCAUUCUGGUGUCCACUACGAUGACACCAGGGCGGCGAUUUGGCGCCCGACCGACGAGCCAAUUGACCGACGAACUGGAUAUGGCCCCGUCCGACAUUUUGGACGACAGCGACGAUGGCUCGGCUGUUGCCCAUCCGUUGACUCUGCCAGAAGGCACCUUCCGCGUCACGGCAAGCCACAAGGACGGACAGUCCAUGCCCUUGCUCAUGCAAAUCAAACGCGUCAUUCUCGACGACGAUUCCACAUUGUAUUGUUCCUGGAUUAUGAAUGAGCUUCCAUGGGUUGCCGCCUCGUCUUCCGCGUUUGCCGGCGCUCAUACGGGCGCUUCGGACGCUGCCCCAUCAGAAAUGCUCCAACGGGCCGCCUCUUCCACGCUCUUGCGGCCCGACUCUCCAGCGCUGUCUGGGCGGCCGGCCCCGACUGAGGCAAUGCUGUUGCACAGUGCCAGCGCAAGCGAUCUCAUCCGCUCGAUCGCAGCCGCCGCAGCAACAGUUCGGACCCCGCCGAAUGGCUCGGGCUCGUCGUCCUUGUCGGCGUCGCUGUCUUCGCUGCCCACCACAGCGACUGCAGCCGCAUCGUCCGUUGCCCCAACCUGGCGAUCGCUUGGACCGAGCCAAUUUGGCAGUCUUGCAAGCGUGAGCAGCGGCUCUGGCGGCGCGUCCAUGUCGGCCUCGAACAGUUCCCUCCAAAGCCAACACCCAAGUCCCGCCAGCAGCUCUCGCAUUAUCUACGGCGGAUCCGUCAACAACCUCGAAACAGUCGGCGCUUACCAACAAGUCGGCGUCACCAAGCUUGUUCAAGUAUGCGUCUCCACCACCGGCACCCACCUCUGGUGGCCUGAUGCGCCCCUCGGCAUCCUUGAACGCCAUUCCGUCGUCGGUGAAGGCGUCCGUUUCUCCCGCGCUCUUUGCGACCGACAGUGCUGAUAGCCUGCUGUCCAGCACCAAUGUUCUCUUGUCCAAUGCCCGCAACAAGCGAGAAAGCGUGCUGAGCGCUGGUUCGCGCAACAGCUCCUCCUCGUCGUCGUCCUCGAUUCAAAGCGCAACCAGCCACCCAAGCAUUCCCAGCAGCGCUUCGACGAGCGUCAAGGGCUCGCUUUCGUCCGUGACUUCCACAAGCGCGACAUUGCUCUCACAGCAAAAUCAGCAGCAGCAGCAGCAGAUGUCGGGUCUAGACCUGUCGCCAGAGGCCACCAGCCAUCGCGACGGGAGCGCCUCCCCUCAAUCCGCUGGGCUAUCGCCAAUGGCAGUUGCGCGCACCGCCAGCUAUCCGAGCUCGCCCUCUCCUGCCAGCCGACGUUUGCAACCGAGUGAGCGUCAAGGGGUCAUUGAACAACAGCUCAGCCACACCCUUUCCCGCCAGUCCUCGGGCGAGUUGGUCAUCCCCA